AAAGCCACUCUCUACUACUACGGUUCUGUCGACCGACGAACACAGGAAGAGAAGAAAGAUCCCAGCUUGUGUUUAAAUAGUACAUAUGACCCUCUUCGGCAGCUUUGCUUCAUGAAUACAGAAUACAGCCCUAUAACAGCGGCAUUCGCAAGCAUAAUUUAGGUUCAGAUAAAAAGGGCACUCUAUCUUCUCGAGGGUCCACAUCAACCCUCAGCAGACAUCAAGACGCUCUGAUAAUGUUGUGGAUUCUCUUCGGAGCUCUGUUAGGGGGUGCAAAUGGGCAGAUAAAUGCUCCAAAUUGUAAUUCGAGUUUGGAUUAUCAAUGGUCAUUCAACUCUCUCGACCAGAACCCAUGCGUUGUAGCAUCGUUCCUCGGUCAAGCAUGCGAUACUCAGUAUUCCAUUCCCUCCCUCAACACCACUGAACAUUAUGGUGGACCCAGUACUGGACAGGACAACCCGUGCCAGUGUAGCUCUGUCAUGUAUAUCUUGCUAAGUGCAUGUGGGGCAUGUCAGGGAGGAUCGUUCAUUGCGUGUGUGGUCUUUAUUCAUUGCCUCGGUCACUUAUCCCAAGCUCUAACCUAUGGACAUUUGACGUCGGAUGAAAACGAUGCUGAUUCUCGCGCAGAUGGUCCGCCUAUAAUCAUAACUGCACCAAUGUCUAUCCUACGAUGUGAGUUGCUCGUAUUCUGCCCGUACCUGAACUUUGAUUAUCGUGUUCACUGGACAAUCCACCUGUCUGCUCGCAUCUUUCUGCGCUCCUUUUGGUCAUAUUACCCUCAAAUAUGGUUCAACUGAAUCAUUAAUACUUCUGACUCUAGAUUUCCUGAAAAUAUCCCGUCCGGAACGAGGGUCCCUCGUUGGGCGUAUCAAAAUGUUACGGUUUGUAGUCGUCAUAUACUGAUUCCCCAUAAUUCAAGCGAUUGUGAAUAGGCCGAAGACAACUUCAAUCCCACAGAAGCACAAGCAGUUGGAGGUGCGCAUUACCUCAAUCAGAAUCGACCGGAAGUUCUCCAUCUACAGGCACCCCAACUACAGGUACCAGCACCCCAACUCUGACCCCCACAGUGUCAAGCCAAGGCAAAAAAACCAACGCAGGCGCCAU
Messenger RNA from Lentinula edodes (shiitake mushroom), 1104 nucleotides. RefSeq lists its product as uncharacterized. The transcript has 6 exons. The record is from RefSeq and is a predicted model, not a curated record. Lineage: Eukaryota; Fungi; Basidiomycota; Agaricomycetes; Agaricales; Omphalotaceae. Bases 237 to 797 code for a protein of 186 amino acids.